AUGGCCCGCUCCUCCGACGAGACCGUUGAGGUCAGCGCCAACGAUGAGAGGCGGAUGUGCGGGCUAGCCGGAGAUGACGACGAGGAUGACCUGCGCGAGGACGCUGCGGAGCUGUUCGGCCGUCGCGUUGAGGAUCCCAUUGAAGCUGAUGCAGCAGGGGGCGAAGAAGAAGAAGGAGAGGAUGACAACGACGACAAGCGCUCGCGUCCUUCUACCUCGGUUGUGUGGCUCGAUUUCAAGAAGUUGUUCAAAAAAGGUCCCAAAGGAAACUUGCGAAGCCGUCGAGGCAUUUUGUAUGGUUAUGUUAACCGGCAUUCGACCCCAGUGGUAACUCCUACUGUAUUAUCGUUGCGAAAUGUACUUUUGUCAACUGCAACAAGUGGUGAGCAGGAUGAAAGCAGUCAGGCAAAAGAUAAAAUCUCUGUAACAUUUGUUUAUGUGGAUGGCUCAGAAAAGACGAUUUGUGUUCCAGUUGGAAUGUCCAUGUUAGAAGCUGCUCAUGAAAACGACAUAGAGCUUGAAGGAGCAUGUGAGGGUUCACUUGCGUGUUCUACUUGUCAUGUAAAAGUAAUGGAUGUAAACUAUUAUUAUAACAAGUUAGAAGAUCCAACAUAUGAAGAAAAUGAUAUUCUUGACCUUGCAUGUGGGCUCACCGAAACAUCUGCAUGCCAAGUGAUCGCGAAGCCUGAACUUGAUGGUAUGCGGCUGGCAAUACCUAGAGCCUCAAGAAACUUCAUGGUAGAUGGCUAUGUACCGAAACCACACUGA
Miscanthus lutarioriparius is the source of this 768-nucleotide messenger RNA. The record is from the annotation of a GenBank genome assembly. NCBI's taxonomy places the organism in Eukaryota, Viridiplantae, Streptophyta, Magnoliopsida, Poales, Poaceae.